This is a messenger RNA of Diaporthe batatas, 993 nucleotides long. RefSeq lists its product as uncharacterized. Lineage: Eukaryota; Fungi; Ascomycota; Sordariomycetes; Diaporthales; Diaporthaceae. The record is from RefSeq and is a predicted model, not a curated record. Bases 1 to 993 code for a protein of 330 amino acids. The transcript has a single exon.
AUGGUAGACCAACGCAUCAUCGUUGCGCCUGAAGAUCCAACUCACAUUCUCUGGCAACACCGCUCUUACCAGUUCAUCGGCCGCAGUCCCAUCUUCACAAUGUCGGCUUCGGCAGCGACUUUCCCUCUAUUUAGCGACUUCCCUACCGAAAUCCGACUUGCCAUCUGGCGCCAGUGUCUACCUCACCGCGUCGUGGAACUCGAUAAUCAGCCAGAUGACAUCAUCUGGGACGAGGAGACGGAAGAAGAAGCCCCACCGUGUAGCAACAACGGGAUGAUCCAGCUGCGCAACAAGGCUCCUCCCCUCAUCGCACGGGUCUGCCGCGAGUCGAGGCAAGUCGCCUUCGAGACCGGCCGCCAGUUGCCUGGAUAUCCCGACCCCCGCGACCCGGAGAACACCCAAGAGUUCGCCCAGUACAUGGUCGCCAACCCGUGGCUCGACUCGGCUCGCGAUGUCGUGCACAUCAACUGGGACCCCGUGGCCGACAUCGAGUGGCAGACGUACGACUGGGGCGACCCGGUCCGUUGUGUCAUGUCGUAUGCUGAGCAGACGACGAUGCGCCGGGCGUCCAUACGGCUCGGCCUGUUGCGCGCCAUGAAGUCCCGUGUCGAGCCCCACGAUCACUACAGAUGGACCCGACAACAGCUGGCAGACCUGAUGCGCACCCACAGCUCAUCCCUCGACUGGUCUGUUGUCGUGAGGUCACCUAUCGUGGUGCACGCCACUGGUACCACCGACACUGGUGGUUUGUUUGGCCUCCUGGGUGAUGCUCCAGUUCAGCUUGUCGAUGUACAUGAUCACACGAAGAUCCAAAAGUUCAUGGGGCUCAAUGCUACCCAUGGUAUCACCAUCAGCUCCCGUAUUGAGCCCAGUGAACUGGUCGAGACUGAACAAGUACUGCGGGAUGUGGUGGACGUGAUUUUUGGGUCCGUGGAGGCUGCGCCUGCGCUGCAUCCGGUCCUCAUGUUCCGGCUUUGCAGGGAAUAUUGCUAA